AUGAGCGACGGGGCGGGGAGCGAGCCGCCGCGCUUGCCCCGGCUGUGCUGCCCGGAGAAGGGGCCCAACGGCUACGGCUUCCACCUGCACGGCGAGAAGGGCAAGGUGGGCCAGUUCAUCCGCUUGGUGGAGCCGGACUCGCCGGCGGAGCAGUCCGGGCUGCGGGCCGGCGACCGGCUGGUGGAGGUGAACGGCGAGAACGUGGAGAAGGAGAGCCACCAGCAGGUGGUGAGCCGCAUCCGCAACUCGCCGGGCUCGGUGCGCUUGCUGGUGGUGGACGCCGCGGCCGACGAGCGGCUGCAGCAGCUGGGCCUGGAGUGCCGCGAGGAGCUGGUCCGCGCGCUGCCCGCCGGCCAGGCCGAGGGGCCGGAGGGGCAGGAGCCGCGGGAGGCCGCCCCGCAGCAGGGGCCGGAGGAGGAGGAAGAGGAGACUGCAGCCAUCUCCUUGCCAAAGUCUCCAGUGCCAGUCUGGUAUCCCAACUGGGUGCCAGGAGUAAACUUGAAGGGAAAGAUCAGGGUGUUCUUUAAGAGGCAGAACUGGGAUGAACUGCGACCUCGCCUCUGCCAGAUGAAGAAGGGCCCCAAUGGGUACGGGUUCAACCUCCAUAGUGACAAGACCAAGCCAGGCCAGUUUAUCCGAGCUGUAGAUCCAGACUCGCCAGCUGAAGCUUCAGGAUUGCGCCCGCAAGACCGUAUUAUUGAGGUGAAUGGGCUGUCCAUGGAAGGCAAGCAGCACUCUGACGUAGUCGCAGCCAUAAAAGCUGGCGGAGACGAGACCAAGCUGUUGGUGGUGGAUAGCCUAACGGAUGAUUUUUUUAAAAAGUGCAAAGUCCUUCCCUCAGAGGAGCAUCUGACAGGGUCCUUGCCAGAACCAGUUGCCAAUGGCGAUGUAGAAAAGGAGAACAGCAAAGAUGAACAGCGGGAGCAUGUCUAUGAAAGUCCUCCUACCCCUGAGCACUUGUCUGCUUCCCCCACUGUGAAUGAAACUCACCAUGAGCUCAACUCUCAGGAGAAGGUAGAGAAACGCAGCUCUAUAUCCGACCCAGUGCUUGAUUUGGACAUCCCUCUGGCGGUGGCCAAGGAACGUGCCCACCAGAAGCGCACCAGCAAAAAGGCACCUCAGAUGGACUGGAGCAAGAAAAACGAACUUUUCAGUAAUCUCUGAAGUGUCUCAUCCCCAAGCUGGGAGGAGAAGUGGGGGCAAUACCAUAAAAUAUGACCUGAUCUUCC
Messenger RNA from Euleptes europaea (tarantolino), 1229 nucleotides. It is a transcript of the gene NHERF1, whose product is annotated as NHERF family PDZ scaffold protein 1. Gene Ontology annotation, biological process: protein localization to plasma membrane. The transcript is spliced from 7 exons. Bases 1 to 1164 code for a protein of 387 amino acids. Gene Ontology annotation, cellular component: apical plasma membrane. Gene Ontology annotation, molecular function: signaling receptor binding; protein-membrane adaptor activity. The record is from RefSeq and is a predicted model, not a curated record. NCBI's taxonomy places the organism in Eukaryota, Metazoa, Chordata, Lepidosauria, Squamata, Sphaerodactylidae.